UGUUAAACCUUUCACAGAUAUUGUGUUACUAAUGGAAAUUGCACAACAUUUAAAGAUACCACUCGAGGAGAUAAUACUAGCCACAAAAAACUUUGACAAACAAAAUUUCAUUGCCAAGGGUGGAUUUGGGAGUGUCUAUAAGGGCGAACUCUCAUUGUUUGGUAGGCUCAUUGAGGUCGCCGUUAAGCGAUUAGAACCUCAAUCGGAUCAAGGGAAACAUGAAUUCAUGAUGGAAAUUUCAAUUCUUUCAAGUUAUAGUCAUGAAAACCUUGUCUCUCUACUUGGCUUCUGUGAAGAGGGUAACGAAAAAUUACUUGUUUAUAAACAUGAGAGUAGAGGGAGCCUUGACAAUUAUAUACAAAACCCAGACCUCACAUGGAUGCAACGUCUUAAAAUAAGCAUUGGCGCUGCUCGUGGCAUAAAUUAUCUUCAUGACGAAGUAGGACAACAACAUAGAGUCCUACACCGAGACAUAAAGAGUGGAAACAUUCUGUUGAACAACGAAUGGGAAGCAAAAGUGUCAGAUUUUGGGUUAUCUAAAAUAGGACCCGCACACAUACAACACACUUUCGUUGUUACCCGUGUUGCUGGUACAUUAGGCUAUGUAGAUCCUUCAUAUUAUAAUACUGAAGUUCUAACAAAAGAAGCAGACGUAUACUCGUUUGGUGUGGUGCUAUUUGAAAUCUUGUGUGGAAGACUAGCAUAUGUAAAAGGAUCCGAGUCUCUAGAUGUCUUGGCUAAAAGCAAGUAUAUAGAUAACAAAUUGGAUGAGAUCAUUAUUCCUGAAUUGAGGAAGCAAAUGAAGUUGAGUUCCCUUAACACCUUCUCAGCAAUUGCAUAUCAAUGUUUGAAACCCGAUCGAAGUGAACGUCCAACAAUGGCUCACAUUGUUGAAGAACUUGAAAAAGCAUAUAGAAUUCAAGCUUCUCUCAAAACUGCAGAAGUAAUUCGGGUUGGAUCAUGGGGAAAUACAUCUACUGGAGGUCCCCAUAAUUGUUGGCAUUUCAUACUUGAAAAAGAUCAUAAACUGAAGAAGAUAACUAUCGAUCAUGGUGAUGAGAAUAUAUACUCUCUGACGUUCACUACCGAAUCCAAUGGUAUUUUUUACACAUCCGAAAGGGUUGGUGAUAAGAAUGGUGGAGGCACAGUGACUGAGAAGAAGUUUGAAGAGAACGAGGAACUAACUGGCAUUAAAGGAACAAUUAGAGUAUUAACAUCAGGCCAUACAACUAUUUCGUCACUAACGUUUAUUACAAACGAUACGACACGUGGGCCUUUUGGUCGAAAAACAGAUACCCCUUUCUAUAUACUAUGGGAAAAAGGAAAUUUUGGUGGAUUUUAUGGUCUUGCACACAACAUUAUUGAUGGCAUCGGUGUCUACAUGAAGUCUUCAUCUGACGGAUUCACACGGGUUGGAAAAUGGGGAAUGAAAUCUCAAGGACGUCCCGAUAACCAAUGGUCUUUCCGACUCCAGAAAAUCAUUGUCUGAAGAAGAUAACAAUCGAUCAUGGUUAUCUUAUAUACUCUCUCAUGUUCACAACCGAAUUUAGAGGAGAAGAGAAAACUUCAGAAAAGGCUGGUGGUAGGGCCGGUGGAGAGGUAGUCUCUAAGGUUAAAUUUGCUUGGGAUGAGGAAAUUAUUGCUAUCAGUGGAACUGUCGGUAUCUCAAGGGGAUUUUAUGGUGGUUAUACGAUCAUAUCGUCUCUCACAUUCAUCACAAACAAAAGAACUCGUGGACCUUAUGGUAAUGUAACAAAAAAGCCUUUUAAUGUACCAUGGGACAAAGGAUCAUUUGCUGGAUUUUAUGGUCGUGCUGGCGCAUUUAUUGAUGCUAUCGGUGUAUAUUUGAAGACUACUGUAUAACUAACCAUCUUAUACAGAGCGAAAGAAUAAGGG
This is a messenger RNA of Lactuca virosa, 1896 nucleotides long. The record is from the annotation of a GenBank genome assembly. NCBI's taxonomy places the organism in Eukaryota, Viridiplantae, Streptophyta, Magnoliopsida, Asterales, Asteraceae.